UAUAUGAACCACAAUGUCUUUUAGUAAGUGCGGGCGGACAACGGCUUUUCUUCUAUUACUUGAAGGUUCCCUGACAUUACAAGUUCAUCACGAGCUGUCAGAAAUCCCUUUGCAAUUCAUCUUCCAAAAGUACGAAGAUGAAAACAACUACUUCUUCGCUUAUGACUACUGGAAAGACAACAACGCAACAAUAUUCCGAACAAGAAAAGCCAUACCCUUAUACCCGGAAGAGCAGAAUCCAGAGAGCUUGUGAGAAGUGCAGGCAAAAUAAGACCAGAUGUGAUGGAACUUUACCUUGCAAGAAGUGCAAGGACCACAACUAUAUGUGUGUGACAUCAAGACCGAACACGACCAAGUACAAACAAGUACCUGCAGGCUACGCCGAAGCUUUGGAAAACAGUCAACUCACCUUAGUCAACACAAUUCAUGAACUCUAUUCCAUGGUGAGAAAUGGAAAGUCGUGGGAUCUCGGCGAGCCGGAAAUCAACGAUCAAGGCCGACCCCUUGUUCACAAUAUCGCCACUCUACUUGGAUGUGUUCGACCCGGAUCUCCUUUGUCCGUUCACACUCCUUUACCCCAAGAUGAGACGGGCUUAGCCGAACUAGGAGCAGAACGGCAAGCUCGUCAAACAAAUCUACAAGUUGCUGGAGAAAUCCAGCAAGAGACAGAUGGAGCAUGGAACGUGUUGGAACGCACUGCUCCUUUGAGGAUUCCAGACUUAUAUUUCGAGCAAACGAAUCGGUUUGUAGUGGCGAAUAGAGUUACGAAUGGGUCGUUGUCUCAAGGCUCUAUUUCAUGUGUCGAUCAUAGCGGUCUCACAACCUCCACCGAACUGCAACUUCUCAACCCACCGUCGCUGUUCAAUCCAGCGGACAUGGGUGGUUCCAUGCCGUGCAACAGGGCUUGGGCGAGCCCAACAGAUGGUCUUCUUUUGCCACAAUUACCUCAAAUCAACUUUGGAAACACCUCUCAACAGCAUCAUCAUGGCGUGUCCGAGUGGCCGUAUAUAGUAAAUGGCGUCUUUCGACAAGGGGAUUCAUGAAUUGGGUUUGACUUGAUCCGCAGUACAUAUAGAUAAGCGAAUGAAUCAGCACUCCA
Messenger RNA from Truncatella angustata, 1099 nucleotides. RefSeq lists its product as uncharacterized. The coding region runs from base 138 to 1043 and encodes 301 amino acids. The transcript has 2 exons. Gene Ontology annotation, biological process: regulation of DNA-templated transcription. The record is from RefSeq and is a predicted model, not a curated record. NCBI's taxonomy places the organism in Eukaryota, Fungi, Ascomycota, Sordariomycetes, Amphisphaeriales, Sporocadaceae. Gene Ontology annotation, molecular function: zinc ion binding; DNA-binding transcription factor activity, RNA polymerase II-specific.